CCGCAUUCUCUUCAGUCGCGUCCAGUUUCGUGUGUGUAGUGAGCUAGUGAGUGUUUAUUAUUACAUAUAACUAUUUCGGAAUGGCAAGAUGGAACCGUCACGUGUGAAUAUAAAAAAGCGUAGAAUUUCUGUGAAACUGCAGGAAUCCACUGAUACGUCUAAGAUGAAGACUAAUGAAUUUGAUGAUACAGAAGCUUUUACCAAGUACUGCGCUGAAUUGAGGAGUUUACAUAAUAAAGAUCCAAACAGUUUUAUAAAUCUUGUUACUAAAAAUAUGGUACAUGAAACAUUAAAAAAGGUUAGUGUAGCAAACCGGAAAGUAGAAUCGAAUUUGCCGUUAUCAAAAAAGGAAAAAAAUCUGUUGAAAAUUUAUGAUAUUGUGGAUGGUAGUGAUGAUGGUGAAACAUCAUUCCUCGUUAUAAAUAGUAUGGUAACAGAGCAUAAAGAUCAGAAACUAAGACGAGUCAUAUCCUGUGAAGAGGCUUUUUCUGUUAUCCUAAAUAUUCACAGGAAAGGUAGGCAUUGCUCCUUCGGUGCAUUGAAGUUCAAAUUGAGUGAAUUAAAUUUAUAUAUUUAUGAGGAAUCAUUCUGUAUAAGCCUGGUAAUAAAUUUAUGUAGUAUAUGUACCCCAAAAUUCAAUACAAAAUCUUACAUUUACGUUGCUCGGACGAUAGAACAGGACGGAGAGUUUAAAUAUGUGCUAACUUUAGUUGAUGACUGUACCAAAUACAUUCGUUUAAGACCACUUACUUCAGUAACAGAAAGUGAGAUAGCAAUUGAGUUAUUUAAAACUUUCAUGGAUUUUGGAAUCCCUAAAUAUAUAUUUUCCCCCUUAAGUGCUUCAUUGGAGAAAGUGUUUACAAUUAUGAAGUCCUUGUGUCCGGAUCAUUCAAUGCCAAUAAUACAAAAGUGCGGUGGUGUUUCGGGAAAUUUUCAAUCCCUUAUUUUAAAUAAACUGGAGGAGUAUAGGAUAGAGAAAGGGAUAACAAAUUGGGCGAUUUUAUGCCAUAUGGUGCAAUGGAAUAUUAAUACGACCACGCAUUAUGAAAACGUCCUGCCAUACCAUGCUGUUUUUGGUCGACAUGUUGUUUUAAAUAUGCCUAAUGUCGAUGUAAAAGUUUAUGAUAACGCAAAGUUAAUAAAAAGUUUGACUAAACUGACCAAACCAAAAGUUAAUUUAAUACCUUACCCUAUUUACAUUACCCCGUUUGGCAAGAUAAAACAUAUUUUGGAAAAGAAUGAUGGACUAAAAGAUACUAUAAUAACGAACAAUAUGUUGGAAAAGAAUAAUAUACAAGACAAUACAAUAAAGGGCAAGAUAAACAAUAUUUUGGAAAACAAAUAUGAUGAUAAUGAUGAUGAUAAUACCAAAGCAAGCGAGAAGACCAAAAAUGACACAGUGAGCUUCGAAUCUCUGAACAUUUCUCAUAGUAAUUUCGAUUCAACAGAACCUAUUAUUGACCUAACUGAAGAAAACGAUACCCCAAAUAACAAAAUGGGGGGUGAUAAUCAAAGCCUCGAAGAAAAAACGAAUAUUCAGUCUCGACGAUGUCACACUUGCAGAAAGCCAAUUGAAAAUAUCAAAAAACAUUACCUACAAAAGAAGUCUCCACCAAUGCUUUGUAUUGGGUGUGUUCAAAAAAUGUGGAAAGUGUUUAAAGUGCCGCCGGCGCCGCUCCCACGCCCUGCCCUCGCUGUUCCUUCCAGUUCGAUGUCUAAGGAGACAAUGGAUUUUGAAGAGGAAAUUGAAAAAACAACUAUUAUUAUUAAAAAAUAAGUACCUUAAGGAAAUGAUUUAUUUAUUUUUAUAUAACGUAAUAUCUUUAAUGUCCUAAUAGCACUAGGUAUUCAUAAAUAAACCUUCCAAUAAAUAAAAAUAAAAGAAGGUACAAACCCUUGGUUACCCUUACAAAAAUAACUUACCCUUGCCUUGUUUUACCUUAGCCAAUUCUAUACGCAACGUAUUCCUCAUUGAAUUAAACGAUCGUGUCAC
This is a messenger RNA of Chilo suppressalis (striped riceborer), 1993 nucleotides long. The record is from the annotation of a GenBank genome assembly. NCBI's taxonomy places the organism in Eukaryota, Metazoa, Arthropoda, Insecta, Lepidoptera, Crambidae.